AUGGCAAGUGGCCGAAUCAAUUUAACCCCAAUGGCGCCAGUUGAUCCCUUGGCAGAUCCAAGUUCUCUCAGCCAAGAAUGGAAAACGUGGAAACGACGAUUUGAAACAUAUCUUGUGGCUCUAAAUGUAACGAAGAAAAAACAAAAGCAACCUCUCUUGCUGUACCAAGCUGGCCAAGAGACUCAGGAUAUUUUUGACAUCUUUGCUGAAAUCAGAGAAGAUGACGAUUAUGAUUUCGCCAUUGCUGCCCCUGAUACGUAUUUUUCACCUCAAAAACACAUCGAUUUUGACAUCUUUAAGUUUUGUGAAGCCAAACAACAAUCCCAUGAAACCAUAGAUCAAUUUUCAACUUGUCUUCGGAAAAUGGCAACAAACUGUGACUUUGCAAAUAUUGAUAAAGAAGUGAAAUCGGCCAAAACUCAAAACUGUUCAUCGACAUGUUUACGACGCUAUGCCCUUCUCGAUUCAGAGGUUACCUUAGCCAAGAUUCUCGCUAAAGGCAGAGCUUUCAAACUUAGUGAAUCACCAGCAGCCGGCAUUGAAAACGCACUGGAAUCAAUACAUAUUUCUGACGAAGUAGCUGAGGCCGUGCAUCCUCAAGAGACAGCCAACCAAAGUAAUCAUGAUCAACAAUCAACAUUGUUUCAUCAUCAAGAUUUUCACACUUCAUCACAGUGUCGAAAUUGUGGGGGGCUCUGGCCCCAUAACAACAAUAUUUGUCCAGCAAAGGGAAAAUCCUGUUUGAACCGUGGAAAAACUAAUCAUUUUGCCAAAGUCUGCUGUAGUGCCCGCAAGCCUCGUAUAAGUCAAUGA
This is a messenger RNA of Dendronephthya gigantea, 813 nucleotides long. RefSeq lists its product as uncharacterized. The transcript has a single exon. Lineage: Eukaryota; Metazoa; Cnidaria; Anthozoa; Malacalcyonacea; Nephtheidae. The record is from RefSeq and is a predicted model, not a curated record. Bases 1 to 813 code for a protein of 270 amino acids.